CUUUCUUAUUCGUAUCAACAAAAAAAAAUAUAACUUAUUCAACAUAAGACGCCCCUCUCAAUUCAAGACACACAAAGACAAUGAUACCGGCGAUUACUCGAGCAUCGACACGGCCCACCCGUACCACUGCGGCCAGGCUACGCAUAUCUUGUGCAGCCAGCUUUCGAACAACGUCGACGCGCACAUACAGUAAAGCAGCAGCAGAAGCAACAGCAGCAACAAAACAAGUCGACGAGUCGCCAUUAAGCAAGAUCGCCGAAGGUAUCAACAGCACACUGCGAUCCACAGUCAUGCCUCUCCGGUCAGCUACUGCUAACAACGAUAGCUCCUCUUCGGUACCCUUCACUGGCGAAGCAGCCACUUGGAAUCAAGCCGUACGCGAAGCCCAAAGUCUAGUCAAGGACGAUGUCGAAAAACUUGAACCACAACCUAUCAUUGACCCGACCAAACUUGUUGGACGCGAUCUAUGGGAUAUCAAGGGCAACAUUGCAAAACUUUUGGGUAGUGGACACCCUUCACUCAACACGGUCGCGAAGCACUAUUUCAGUGCAGACGGCAAGCAUAUUCGUCCGCUGUUGGUACUUUUGAUUGCACAAGCGACCAGCAUAGCACCUAAAAAGACAAGCAACACAGCCCUUUCAUCAUCAUCAGCACCAUUAUCAUCAGCAAGCGAUAAUAAUAACGAUAACGACGAAAACUCAACAAAAAUAAUGCACAACUUUCGAUCGAUUGAUACUCCCAUCUCGAAUGGCUUGCAAAACAUCCUGGAAAAGGACGUAUUCGACCAACAAACCCAUUAUACUCCAUCGAUCACACACCAAGGCUGCACAAUCUUGCCUACACAGCGACGUUUGGCCGAGAUUUCAGAAAUGAUCCACACCGCGUCGUUACUCCAUGACGAUGUGAUUGAUGCCUCUGCAACUCGCCGAAACCUGCCGUCAGCCAAUGCCAGUUUUGGUAACAAGAUGGCUGUCUUGGCGGGUGACUUCUUACUCGCCAGAGCAUCCUUGGCUUUGGCCCGGUUACGCAACGCAGAAUGCAUUGAACUGAUGGCAACGUGUCUCGCAAACCUUGUCGAGGGUGAAUUCAUGCAGCUCAAGAACACGCGAGAUCAGGAUGGCAAAGCCAAGACGACAUUUGAUUAUUAUAUCGAAAAGACAUACAUGAAGACGGGUAGUUUGAUUGCACAGAGUUGUAAAUCGUCUGCAGUGCUGGCCGAUUGUACACCUGAAGUGGCAGAUAUUGCUUUUAAAUUCGGUCGGAAUCUCGGCCUUGCAUUCCAGCUGGUCGAUGAUAUGCUCGAUUUUACUGUUACUGCUGCAGAUCUAGGCAAGCCGGCGGGAGCAGAUCUCAAGCUGGGAUUGGCGACUGCUCCUGUGCUCUUCGCAUGGGAAGAAUUCCCUGAACUAGAGCCUUUGAUCAAGCGGAAAUUUGCUAACGAAGGCGAUGUGGAAAAGGCGAGAUUAUUAGUAUACCAAAGCGACGGCUUAAAAAAGACACUGGCAUUGGCCGAAGAACACUGCAAUACGGCCAUUGACGCCAUCAAGAAGCUUCCUCCUUCAGAUGCUCGGUCAGCUUUAAUACAACUGACGGAAAAACUGCUUACUAGACGACAUUAAAGAACGCAUUAAUAGACUAUUUAAUUUACUCUCUCUUACUUUACUUAUUGAGGCAUUUCGAGCCAAUUCCCGUUUUUUUUUUUUGGUACACUGCGCAAUGUAGUAAAAACGUAGUCACGUUUUGCGAUGUUUACAAUCCAC
Molecule: messenger RNA, 1760 nt
Organism: Zychaea mexicana
Lineage: Eukaryota; Fungi; Mucoromycota; Mucoromycetes; Mucorales; Lichtheimiaceae
Product: isoprenoid synthase domain-containing protein
Exons: 3
Coding region: 81-1619 (512 amino acids)
Biological process (GO): isoprenoid biosynthetic process; ubiquinone biosynthetic process
Cellular component (GO): transferase complex
Molecular function (GO): prenyltransferase activity
Source: RefSeq, a predicted model, not a curated record